Molecule: messenger RNA, 790 nt
Organism: Neurospora tetraspora
Lineage: Eukaryota; Fungi; Ascomycota; Sordariomycetes; Sordariales; Sordariaceae
Exons: 2
Coding region: 83-733 (216 amino acids)
Source: RefSeq, a predicted model, not a curated record
UGCAUUUGUUGCACGUAAGGACACUUCUCUCCUUUCCUGAUUUACGCAGGUGUGAACAGCUCUCGGAAACUCAGCAAAUACGAUGGCGAACGGGGGGCGCACCUUCCACCCAUUUCCGCGCCUCCCAGCAGAGCUUCGUCUACAAGUUUGGGAGCAGUCGCUGGACUAUCGGCGUGAAGUUGAUGUCCGCGUCAAAUCCAGAGGAUUAUCUAAAAAGCUAUUUGAUGUGAAGAUUCUCUCGCGAACACCUACUCCUACAAUCCUCCACACCUGCCAAGAGGGUCGCUACUCACGGCUCUACCAGCAAGCCUUCUCGGACAUACCACGACAAACAGUAGAAAAUGAGCGGAGCUAUGUUUGGGUCAACUGGGACUGUGAUACCAUCAAGAUUGGAAAGACGGAUUUUGUCUGGUAUAGCCGUGGCAGAAGUUGGGCAUCCAUACAAUACCUGCAUUUCUCGACGUACAGCCUUCUUAAUUGGGAUGUUGAAGCUCUCAAGCGUUGUGUAAGCCUCAAGCGGGUUGUUGUAAUCUGUAAGUCUGGGAGGUACAGUUGGCGUCGGGCCUUCCCAGGCUGCCCGACUAGUUGCAACAUAGAGCUCACAGCCGGGGUUGGUCCAGAUGGCAUUCAGAACUUGGACGGCGACGAAGAUACUCUGGUUGAUAAAGCUUGUGACGAUCGGCACGAGGAGUGGUCUGUCGAAAUAACUCCGCGGUUUUUCCGCGGCUCUUGAUAACUUCUGCUUUUCGCCUCCUAACCAGCUCGUUACCUAGCGUAUCUAGAAAGGUAG